Molecule: messenger RNA, 1395 nt
Organism: Scomber japonicus (chub mackerel)
Lineage: Eukaryota; Metazoa; Chordata; Actinopteri; Scombriformes; Scombridae
Gene: kctd9a
Product: potassium channel tetramerization domain containing 9a
Exons: 12
Coding region: 124-1293 (389 amino acids)
Biological process (GO): protein homooligomerization
Molecular function (GO): protein binding
Source: RefSeq, a predicted model, not a curated record
GUCUGAUGCAGCUAGCUAUAGCCAGCUUGACUCUGUAAGAAACUGUUAGCUGGCAAGAAGAUACAUUGUAUAUUAUUAUUGUUAAAAUUACAAUAAAGUACUUAAAACCAAAGCACCUAAAGAAUGAGAAGAGUUACGUUAUUUGUUAACGGGACAUCUAAAAAUGGCAAGGUUGUAGCAGUGUACGGAGCCUUGUCUGACUUACUAUCCGUAGCAAGCAAUAAGUUAGGAAUCAAAGCCUCCUGUUUAUACAAUGGAAAAGGUGGUCUUAUAGAUGACAUCGCCCUUAUAAGAGAUGAUGAUGUGCUGUAUGUAUCAGAGGGAGAUCCUUUCAUUGACCCUCAGAAUGAAGUCAAGGUUGCAGCUGAUUCACAUGGAGCUCACACUGAUUGGCUGACCCUUAAUAUUGGUGGUCGUCUGUUCACCACCACCAGAAGCACCUUGGUCAGCAAAGAACCGGAGAGUAUGCUCGCUCACAUGUUUCGAGAGAAAGAUGUGUGGGGGAACAAGCGGGACAAGCAUGGGGCCUACCUCAUCGACCGCAGCCCUGAAUACUUUGAGCCUAUUCUCAACUACUUGAGACAUGGUCAGCUUAUUAUCAAUGAAGGCAUCAAUAUACGAGGUGUCCUCGAGGAGGCUCGUUUCUUUGGAAUUGAGCAACUUGCUGAACAGCUGGAAGCAGCAAUCAAGAACUCUCAGCCUCCUGAGGACCAUUCCCCCAUUUCCCGCAAAGAGUUUGUGCGUUUUCUUCUGGCCACACCCACCAAGUCAGAGCUCCGCUGCCAGGGUCUUAAUUUCAGCGGGGCCGAUCUCUCCCGGCUCGACUUGCGAUACAUCAAUUUCAAGAUGGCUAAUCUCAGCCGCUGCAAUCUGACACACGCUAACCUGUGCUGCUCCAAUCUGGAACGGGCCGAUCUGUCUGGAGCCAACCUGGAUGGCGCCAAUUUACAAGGAGUGAAGAUGCUCUGUUCCAAUGCUGAGGGAGCUUCUCUCAAAGGAUGCAAUUUUGAAGAUCCCUCUGGACUGAAGGCCAACCUGGAAGGAGCCAACCUGAAAGGAGUUGACAUGGAAGGAAGCCAGAUGACCGGCAUCAACCUGCGUGUGGCCACUCUGAAAAAUGCAAAGCUGAAGAACUGUAACCUGCGGGGCGCCACUUUAGCAGGGACUGAUCUAGAGAACUGCGACCUGUCUGGCUGUGAUCUACAAGAAGCCAACCUGAGAGGAUCCAACGUGAAAGGAGCCAUUUUUGAAGAGAUGCUGACCCCGUUGCACAUGUCCCAGAGUGUCAGAUAACUUGGCAACAUGCCUACAAGUCCAAUCUGGACUUUAGCCACAGUUGGCUUCUUUGUUACUCAGUUCCUCCAGCCUCUCCUACACUAUACCCACCCCCCCUAC